ACCAAUUCUGGGGGAAACAAAAAUAAACUGAGGCAGAGGAACCACCUUUAUUUCAGCUUGCCUACAUUGCCCUUGUGAAUUUAAUCUUUUCUAGGUCUGGGUUUCCAGUGCCAACGAUGCCUUUUUGGAAGGUUACGGGAUUUAAAGUAAACUGUUCAGACUGCCAAACUCUCUGGAUCACCAGUCAGGAUCAUCAUCCAUAGCUGCAAAAGGAUUUUGGGCAGAUGAACCUGCCUGCUGAGCCCCCGCACUGCCAGCUGAGCCCCUACACUGCUGCCUCCAGUGUCCUUGCUGGGUGUCUUUGUGCAUUUCAGAUGAACUUGCCUGCAGUGCUCCUGCACUGCCAGCUGAGCCCCUACACUGCUGCCUCCAGUGUCCUUAUUGGUGUCUUUGUGUCUUUCAGAUUAACCUGCCCGCUGAGCCCCUGCACUGCCAGCUGACCCCCUACACUGCUGCCUCCAGUGUCCUUACUGGUGUCUUUGUGUCUUUCAGAUGAACCUGCCCUCUGAGACCCCGCACUGCCAGCUGAGCCCCUACAUGGCUGUUUACAGUGUCCUUACUGGUGACUUUGUGUCUUUCAGAUGAACCUGCUUGCUGAGCCCCCGCACUGCCAGCUGAGCCCCUACACCGCUGCCUCCAGUGUCCUUGCUGGGUGUCUUUGUGCAUUUCAGAUGAACUUGCCUGCAGUGCUCCUGCACUGCCAGCUGAGCCCCUACACUGCUGCCUCCAGUGUCCUUAUUGGUGUCUUUGUGUCCUUCAGAUUAACCUGCCCGCUGAGCCCCCGCACUGCCAGCUGAGCCCCUACACUGCUGCCUCCAGUGUCCUUAUUGGUGUCUUUGUGUCUUUCAGAUUUACCUGCCCGCUGAGCCCCCGCAUUGCUUGCUGAGCCCCUACAUUGCUGUUUACAGUGUCCUUGCUGGGUGUCUUUGUGCAUUUCAGAUGAACCUGCCCACUGUGCUGCUGCCCGAUGUUGACCUGCGGUUCCUCUCCCUAUUUCAACAUGAACACCACAGCAUGGCGUGUCGUAAGCGAAGUGUUGGCACGUCUGCCCACUGCUUCUAAUUCUUUCCCAUCUGCUGUUGAUCUUAGCUACAAUUGCUCAGUUGUUACAUGACCCAGUGGUAUGUAGCGGCAUCCAGGGAGCUGUGGAUUAAGCUCAAGGGCCCCCAGACGUGUUGAGGCUGAGCUUGAGCCAGCGACCUUCCGAUCAUGGGUAUGGAGACCCAGCCCACUGAGCACAUACUGCCCCCCAACAUGUUCUUGAUACAGUUGUACUCGAUUACCUUGGGGAAUACGUUCCUUAUUCCGUUUCCGCAGUGCAGGGUUGCACUGAGCCUGCGGUUUCUCCCGCCCUGGGCUUCCUAGGCAAGCGGGUCACGUUACAAGUAGUUUCUCUAGUGCGUACACAAACAUAAGAACCCUGCACAUGCCAGUGAGGCUGGGAAUCGAACCUGGAGCCUGGCAGGUGGCUGGCUGCACUGGGCCACCAAAGUAUAAAGACUAUGUUGGGGUUAAACCCAGAUGGCUUGGAAUGGGCAGACACCCACUCCUACUCACUUAAUGGGAAAAAUUGAAAUGCUAACUGCAUUUUAAAAAUGCAUGAAAAAGAAACUAUCCCACGAUGCUAUAGCCAGCUGCACAAGCUUUGAGAAGAUGGAUAUGAAAUGACUGCUUUUUGGGAUUCCCUCUUAGCUAGUCUGGAGAUCAGACCAAUGGCAUUGACUGCAGUCCCUCAGACGGGGUUCCCCAUUUGGCAGCCUGUGAGAGGCACACGCAGCCCACGCCAAAGCUCUCAUCUGCGUCAGGUAGACUUACUAUCAGGCAAACUCGGGGGGCCUGCAAAAAGCAAUCAGCCACCACCCACAUCCCCGCUCGGCAAAACAGAGCAAUAUCAGGGGGCGGAGGCCCUUGGCUUUGUGUUAAUGAUAGAAUUUGGCCCUGUGGGAAAAAUUGGGGAUCCCUGCCCAAAUCAGAUGAGACUGAUUUUCAUACCAUUCAUAUACAGAACAUGUACAGUAGCAGGACUUCAUGUCAUUCCCAUCCCGGAUCUGUGAACUGCACUUUGCUGAUGUACCUGAACACAUUCCCAUAUGUGCUCAGUUGCUGACCUGGGUUUUUUUUACACGUACUGCACGCCCCGCAUUCUGUGCUUGUCUCCAUCCAAAGCAGUGACCAGGUGUGUCAUCUGCCCUUAAAGCUUUCCCUCCCCGGUGGGCCCGUUACCACAGCAAGAGGAGAAGGUCGGCACACCCAGGAGAGGAGCGCAGGUAACCCCCCCCCCCCAGGAAGCUCGUCCAUGUGCCCUGCAUCCCUACGGCUGUAAUGAGAAACGCAUAAUGGUCAACAGAAGUCUCUACUCGUGCUCACUCCUGAAUGGCUCCUCCUACGGCCCCGCCCACUUGUCAGGCAGCCCCACCUCCAACUCAUCUCAGGGUGACGCGUGCUGCCCCAAGCCAGCGGUUGGCCUGCUCUUCUGGAUGACUCUGGACAUCAUGACCAUGACAAUGGGUGUGCCAUCCAACCUGCGGGUGCUGUGGGUGCUGCUGCGGCAGCAGGCUGACGUUUCCACCUCCGAUGUCUUUGUGGGCAGCCUGGCAGCGCUUGACUGCUCCUAUUGCAUGCUGCUUCCUGCCCACCUGCUGAAUCGCAUGCUGAUAGGGCACGCGGCGUUCAGUUGUGCCCUGCGGUUCUCCCUGGGCCUCAAUGAGGUGGGUGGGCCCUUAUUCCUGUGUUGCCUGUGCCUGGACCGCUAUACGGCGGUGCUGCAACCCAUAGUGUACCUGCGGCUGCGCUCCGCCUCCCGCUCUCGCGCCGCUGCAGCCUCCCUCCUCUGGCUCUUCGUGCUGGUAUACUCGGCGCUGGUGGCUGCCUCAGUCUUAUGGCACAGCUACAGGAUCUCUGUUGGCCUCUUUGUGGCUGCCUUCAUGGUGACAACCUUCUGCAACGUGUCGAUCUUGCGGGCAUUGCAGCGGGCAGGCCCGGCUGGAGGUGACAGGCACCCGGUGAAGCAGCGCGCCCUGCGCACCGUGAGGGGUGUCCUGGUGCUGCUGCUCACCUGCUUUCUGCCCGCUGCUGCCAUCUUUCCCUAUAGCUCUGCCCUGCCCAAGAUGCUCUUUCGUUGCUACAUCUACCCCAUGUGCUACUCCUUCAUCAGCCUGCGGGCAGCAUUGCAGCCACUUCUCUACCUACUUCAGACUAAGAAGCUGCAGUGCCAGGGAGAGAGCACUCAGGGGUGUAACAGCAGGAAGCUGCAGUGCCAGGGAGGGAGCACUCAGGGGUGUAACUGCAAGAAUCUGCAGUGCCAAGGAGAGAGCGUUCAGGGGUGUAACAGCAAGAAGCUGGAGUGCCAGGGAGAGAGCGCUCAGGGGUAUAACAGCAAGAAUCUGCAGUGCCAGGGAGAGAGCGCUCAGUGGUAUAACAGCAAGCAGCUGCAGUGCCAGGGAGAGAGCGUUCAGGGGUGUAACGGCAAGAAGCUGCAGUGCCAGGGAGAGAGCGCUCAGGGGUGUAACAGCAAGAAGCUGCAGUGCCAGGGAGAGAGCGCUCAGGGGUGUAACAGCAAGAAGCUGCAGUGCCAGGGAGAGAGCGCUCAGGGGUGUAACAGCAAGAAGCUGCAGUGCCAGGGAGAGAGCGUUCAGGGGUGUAACAGCAAGAAUCUGCAGUGCCAGGGAGAGAGUGUUCAGGGGUGUAACAGCAAGAAUCUGCAGUGCCAGGGAGAUAGCACUCAGGGGUGUAACAGUGACACUCCGCUGACCUGACCUGACCAUGACUCCAUCCCUCCAGAACUUGCACAUUCAGUAGCAUAAUGAAGAGAGGGGUGGGGGGGGAUUCAAUAAUUUCUUUUGUGCCUGAUUACAGCCAGACCCCCCUCCUCCCUCACCCACCCAUUCUCACACACACACACGCAUACCCAAUACCAUCUUGUAGUAAUCCCAUUCCCUGUCCCCUCUGCCCCCUUCCCCACUGUCAUAUCCAAAUAAAAUUCCUUCAUCUCAUCCCUCUGUUUUGUGCCUCUGUUCACUGUCCUGCCCAAGGAAGGGUCACAGUACCUCAUCCAACGGUACAACAGGAACUG
Molecule: messenger RNA, 4072 nt
Organism: Brienomyrus brachyistius
Lineage: Eukaryota; Metazoa; Chordata; Actinopteri; Osteoglossiformes; Mormyridae
Product: G-protein coupled receptor 4-like
Exons: 4
Coding region: 2337-3755 (472 amino acids)
Biological process (GO): phospholipase C-activating G protein-coupled receptor signaling pathway; positive regulation of Rho protein signal transduction
Cellular component (GO): membrane
Molecular function (GO): G protein-coupled receptor activity
Source: RefSeq, a predicted model, not a curated record